Messenger RNA from Cyprinus carpio (common carp), 717 nucleotides. RefSeq lists its product as uncharacterized. The record is from RefSeq and is a predicted model, not a curated record. Lineage: Eukaryota; Metazoa; Chordata; Actinopteri; Cypriniformes; Cyprinidae. Gene Ontology annotation, molecular function: hydrolase activity, hydrolyzing N-glycosyl compounds.
UGGACUGAAGCUAAUGCAAGACUGGAGUAGACAGAUGUUUCCAGAAUCUAACCAGCAUGGCUCAGAAGUUGCUGAUAAUCGACACAGACUGUGGCAUAGAUAAUGCUCUGGCAGCUCCUGGUGUGAAGGUGUUGGGCAUCACCUGCUGCUUUGGGAACACUGACGUGGAUAAUGUGUGUCAGAAUGUGAUUUGGGUUCUGACAGUCUGUCAACAAACCCAGAUUCCAGGGUCUGCUGGUCCUCUAAUCGGACCUGUGACAGGAUUUAAAGACCACUUUGGCACCUAUGGACUUGGAGAUGUUCUGGAGAACUCUGAGAUUUGGAAAGUGCAGAUUCAGAAAGUGCAUGCUGUUCAUGCUUUAAUAAGACUGGUAAAUGAAAACCAGGGAGAGAUCACAGAUCCCCCUUGUCAAGCACCAGCUCUAGCACAACGACCAGCACCAUUUUUGUGGAAAAGAAGAACAGAGUAAACCAAAACCACAAAUCUUGCAACACUUCUGCAAUUUUACCACAAGUACGGACAUGCAAAGAUUCCACCGGAAGUCCUAUGUCUGCCUGCAGAUAUAAUAUAAUCUGUACAAUCUGAGAUAGCCAAGUAUGGAGUUAUUUUUCCAAUCUUUAAAAUCUGCAACAUUUUCACUGACAUAAAUAAAGACCAUAAAAAGUUUAGAAUACAUAACAGUUUCAUAAAAUAAAAUGUUAUACAUGUUUAUUGUA